Maudiozyma barnettii is the source of this 1218-nucleotide messenger RNA. It is a transcript of the gene SPS4, whose product is annotated as Sps4p. The coding region runs from base 1 to 1218 and encodes 405 amino acids. Lineage: Eukaryota; Fungi; Ascomycota; Saccharomycetes; Saccharomycetales; Saccharomycetaceae. The record is from RefSeq and is a predicted model, not a curated record. The transcript has a single exon.
AUGAGUCAAGACCAAACUUUAAGUGCUGGUAACUUUGUUCAACACUCACAAGUUAAUUUAAACGAAACGGCUGUGGAUGCUCCAGAAAUUGAGCCAGAAAUUGCUGAAGCCUCAACACCUAUUGCUGCCGGUACUAUCCACACUAAAAAAGUUCGUCUUGCCAAACAUCCAAUGAAUGCAACCCAAGCAAAAUAUCAUGAAUUUAAAACAAUUGAACAUUUCAAAGAAUACAAAUUAUAUUCUGAAGCUAAGGCAAAAGCUACUAAUAUGGCAGUAGUACGGGUUGUAGACGCAAACAUAAGGCCCAUGGUUACCUCUAUCCGUAGUUCGCCCGUUCUAUUAUCUACAAGGUUUAUUACUGAUUAUUUGGAUAAAGCUACUCUAGCUACUGUGAUUUUUACUGAAAGGUUUAUGCCUUGCAUGAAAAAGACUGGUUCACAAGAAAUUAUGAAGACCAUUACAUAUCCAAUUGUUUUACCUUUACGUUUAACAAAGGAUAUUAAGGAUGCUACUGUCGAAGUUACAACAUAUUUUAUCUAUAGGCCAUAUCACAAUCAGUUAGUGAGGUUUAGACAUUUUUACAAUAGGAGAUUCAUUGAUACUAAGAAUAAGCCAUUAAUUAGGGGGAAUCUUGAUCCAAUCAUCAGUCCUUUAAACAAUAAUAUUGAAAAGAUAGUUAAAGCACGCUUCCCAGAUAUGAUGGUCCAUCAUAAAGAGUCAUUCUGUUGUGAGACAUCAAGAAGUGCUUCAUUGGUUUAUGUCGUUACAAAAGGUACAAAAGCCUCUACCUUAAAACACAUGACAAAUAAAAUGAUGAUGCCUUGUAUGGCUGCUCACAAGGUUAAUGAAAUUUUUAAUAAACAUUUAGAUAAGCAAGAUGAUUUAAGGUUAAGAAGUGUUUUGAGAGCUUCAGAUGGUGCAUUUAAAGAAAUAGAAAAGGAAGCAAUAAACUAUUUAAGGAAUAAUCUCUUACCGAGGCGAUUUAAAAAGGAACAAACCGAAGUUCUAGUUGAAAUUCAAUCAAUUAAUGAGGAAUCCGAAUUCCAUAUCCUUCCAAUUGACGAACCAGCUGAAGCACAAGUACAAGCACAAGAAUCCCACAUCGCUGAAGACGUUGAAAAUCCGGAUCCGCUAAGAGAGGUGGACCAUUCUUCUGCUAAUAAUGAGUCUACUGAAAAUGCUACUUCUUUUCCUGUAAACCAACCAGUGGCAGUUUGA